AUGGCGGACAUCUCCGCCACGCCCAGCAGCGAAAAAAUGGCCAAUCCGAUCACCGACUACUCUGGCGAUCCCGUCACUCUCGACGACAACCUCGGCCUGCGCCCUCGCGCCCGCGCCGUCUCCGGCCUGCGCCCCUGCGCCCGCACCAUCUUCGGCUCAGCGCCGCCCAUCAUCCAGCUCGCCCUCUCCAUCGCCACCUCCAUCUUUGUCGUCACCGUCGACUUUGUCCACUACUUUCUCACUGCCGCCCGCCGGCUCGUUGUGUGCGCUCGCGAGCGGUUCACCGCCGCUUGCGCUCUCUCUGCGGCUCCGAGUCUUGGCGCGAGCCACGCAGGCUCCGAAGUCUACUGCGUUUUCACCAUCCUGCUCACCGUCAUCCUCGCCGUCGCUGUUUCUGGACCAACACCAGCGUGGAGCCAGGAGACGGUUGCGGGCGCCGGGGCGGGGGCAGGCGGCAGCGUCGACUCGCGCGCCACUCAGCGCGGCUUCGCGGCGCACGCGUCGUCGCUGGGGUCCGCCCCGCCGGCAAACUCGCACCACGACCUCGACCUCGACGACGACGACAUCUGA
Molecule: messenger RNA, 570 nt
Organism: Emiliania huxleyi CCMP1516
Lineage: Eukaryota; Haptophyta; Isochrysidales; Noelaerhabdaceae
Exons: 2
Coding region: 1-570 (189 amino acids)
Source: RefSeq, a predicted model, not a curated record